UGAUUGGUUAUUUCCCACAGAUGGCCGUAGUACCAUCGUUCCCUAUGUGUAGAGCAGGACUUCGCGGCUAGUGAGCGGUCGAUCUGCGAACUCCUUCAAAGGGCCGCGCCGUCCAUGGAGAACUUGCGUCUCAUUGACUCCGGGCAUAGUAAUAUACUUCUUGGGCGUAAACCUUCUCAGCUGACCAAUGCUGACAGGUUAUCCCUCUUCGCUCCUCAAAUUGCAUGGUGCCAAUCUACGCAUUUUGCAAUUUGGCUACCGAAAUCUGGAUUCUGCAACAAACAUGGACCCAUCUUCACCACCCUUGAGAAUAGCAGACCAACUCCACUUGGUUCUUUCCAAUCUCUCUCAGUGCCAACUAGAACGGCUCAGUUUGGUCGUUGAUCUUUCCUCGACAGUAGCACGAUAUGGCCACACGAUCGACAGACUCAAUUGGACACCUCACGACCAUCAAGUGCAGCGUCGUCUACAUGACGUGGCGAACGCACCUUCGUUCAACCGGCUCACCAGUGUCAACAUUCAAUUUCACGUCGCUCAAGAUAGGCGUCAAUGGAACCAGACCGAUUUCUCCGAUGCGAUGCAGAUUACCAUAGAGAAAAUGCAAUCUUUACUGGCAUCCUGGCACGACCGCGGGAUCCUCAACGUAUGCGUUCGAAGUCUGCUAUCGUGCUACGGUCCACUGCAGUCCCGCCGAACGUCAUUACGAACAGCACCAUCCAAGGGGCAUUCAACCGUUCUUGCAGGUAGGGCGGGAUCAUUCGGCGGAUCUGGCUACGCUUCAGACACUGAGGGUGUAGAUGGGGCAUGACAGUGAAACACAGACCACUACGAGAAACAGAUACACAUGCAUUGCGCAUUCGAGCGAAAUUUGGACGCACGAUCCAGAUCCACGCAAACUCACGACACAUUCACGGCCGUGUUGAGGCUAUAACACAUGACAUAUGACGGAGGGAUGGAAGACGAUGGUGAAGGUAUCAUUCGUAAUGUUGAGAAGGGCCUGUAUUCGCGUAG
Molecule: messenger RNA, 1011 nt
Organism: Fomitopsis serialis
Lineage: Eukaryota; Fungi; Basidiomycota; Agaricomycetes; Polyporales; Fomitopsidaceae
Exons: 2
Coding region: 188-808 (206 amino acids)
Source: RefSeq, a predicted model, not a curated record